UUAAAAUAUUCAAAAUGGCGGACGGAGGAGCAGCGAGUCAAGAUGAGAGUUCGGCGGCGGCGGUGGCGGCGGCGGCAGACUCAAGAAUGAACAAUCCGUCAGAAACCAGUAAACCAUCGAUGGAGAGUGGGGACGGGAACACAGAGAGGGAAAGAGGGAGCGACCUGGGAAAAUACAUUGGUGAUGCUGAGAGAUGUCUCCGAGAUCACAGUGCAGGCACGCAAACAAAUGGCCUGGACUUUCAAAAGCAGCCUGUGCCUGUCGGAGGAGCAAUCUCUACAGCCCAGGCCCAGGCCUUCCUUGGGCACCUUCAUCAGGUCCAGCUCGCUGGAACAAGUUUACAGGCUGCUGCUCAGUCCUUAAAUGUACAGUCUAAAUCUAAUGAAGAAUCUGGGGACUCUCAGCAGCCAAGCCAGCCUUCCCAGCAGCCUUCAGUGCAGGCGGCCAUACCCCAGACCCAGCUCAUGCUGGCCGGAGGACAGAUCACCGGGCUCACGUUGACGCCAGCCCAGCAACAGUUAUUGCUCCAACAGGCGCAGGCCCAGUUGCUGGCGGCUGCAGUGCAGCACUCAGCCAGUCAGCAGCACAGCGCUGCUGGUGCCACCAUCUCGGCCUCUGCUGCGACGCCGAUGACGCAGAUCCCUCUAUCUCAGCCAAUACAGAUUGCACAGGAUUUGCAGCACUUGCAGCAGCUUCAGCAGCAGAAUCUCAACCUGCAACAGUUUGUGUUGGUGCAUCCAACAACCAACUUGCAGCCAGCACAGUUCAUCAUCUCACAAACGCCGCAGGGGCAGCAGGGUCUCCUGCAAGCGCAGAAUCUCUUAACGCAACUACCUCAGCAAAGCCAAGCCAACCUCCUGCAGUCUCAGCCAAGCAUCACCCUUGCCUCGCAGCCAGCAACCCCAACACGCACAAUAGCAGCGACCCCCGUUCAGGCACUUCCACAGAGCCAGUCAACACCAAAGCGAAUCGACACUCCCAGCUUGGAGGAGCCCAGUGACCUUGAGGAGCUUGAGCAGUUUGCCAAGACUUUCAAACAAAGACGGAUCAAACUUGGAUUCACUCAGGGUGAUGUUGGGCUCGCUAUGGGCAAACUCUAUGGAAAUGACUUCAGCCAAACUACCAUCUCUCGCUUUGAAGCCUUGAACCUCAGCUUUAAGAACAUGUGCAAGUUAAAGCCACUUCUGGAAAAGUGGCUCAAUGAUGCAGAAAACCUCUCAUCUGAUUCAACUCUCUCCAGCCCAAGUGCCCUGAAUUCUCCAGGGCAAGGGAUUGAAGGCUUGAACCGUAGGAGGAAGAAACGCACCAGCAUAGAGACCAACAUACGUGUGGCCUUAGAGAAGAGUUUCCUGGAGAACCAAAAGCCUACCUCGGAUGAGAUCGCCAUGAUAGCUGACCAGCUAAACAUGGAGAAGGAGGUGAUCCGCGUUUGGUUCUGUAACCGGCGCCAGAAGGAGAAAAGGAUCAACCCACCCAGCAGUGGUGGAACCAGCAGCUCGCCCAUCAAAGCAAUUUUCCCUUGUCCAACCUCACUGGUGGCAACCACACCAAGCCUUGUGACUAGCAGUGCAGCUACAACCCUGACUGUCAACCCUGUGCUCCCUCUGGCCAGUCCUGCUGUCACCAGUCUGUCAGUCACAGGCACAACAGAAACCACCUCCAACAACACGGCAACAGUGAUUUCAACAGCACCUCCAGCUUCUUCAGCAGUGACAUCACCCUCCCUGAGUCCUUCCCCUUCUGCCUCAGCCUCCACUUCAGAGGCAUCCAGUGCCAGUGAGACCAGCACAACACAGACAACCUCCACUCCCUUGUCCUCCCCUCUUGGGACCAGCCAGGUGAUGGUAACGGCAUCAGGGUUGCAAACAGCGGCAGCGGCCGCGUUACAAGGAGCUGCACAGUUGCCUGCAAAUGCAAGUCUUGCUGCCAUGGCUGCUGCAGCAGGACUAAACCCAGGCUUGAUGGCAUCCUCGCAGUUUGCAGCUGGAGGUGCCUUACUCAGCCUCAAUCCAGGGACAUUAGGUGGUGCUCUCAGCCCAGCCCUGAUGAGCAACAGUACACUGGCAACUAUUCAAGGAUCGCUUCAUGGAUCGGAGAACUUUCUAACCAAAAAUGUAAAAAAAAAAAAAAACCACAAAAAAACUAAAAACCACAAAAACACAAAAAAAAGUGAAAGGACUACUUAUCAUUUCCAGCAGUCACAAUGACAAGUUAAGGUGGGUUAUCAAUUCAAACAUAGGAAGGGGAUUCCUUGGUUUUUUUGGUCUAAAUAUCUUUCUUUUUUAAUUAUCAUUUUAUAGGUCUGUUGUACAGGCCAUUAUGUCAUACAAGGUGUUUAUAAUCGUAUCAAUCAUGUUGGGGGUUCCUUUCUUAACUGGUACAAUUUAGGCAGGCCUGUAUUACUGGUGUAUCUCUAUUAUUAUUAUGAUGAUGAUUAUUAUUAUUAUUAUUUUUAUAUAUAUAGUUUGGACGCGUUUGUCUUUUGCUCCUGGAUUAUUUUCAGCGAGCUCCCACACCAUGGGGGGAGGGCACGGGGGUGGAGAGGAAGAAUGGAGCACAAAUAGACUUUCAGUCCUAAUCUUCUGGAAAUGUUCUGAACAGUUUCCUCAUCCUCGAAUUUGUCUAAUGCCUACUUGUAGGGAUCAGAAGAAUUUAUGUUCAUCAUUUGUGCAGGAAGCUCAGUGCAGCAGCAGAGAUCAUUGUGUGCAAACUUCCAGGCUGGUCUCUGCUUUUCAAGCAGGCAUAGGAAUUAGCUGUAAACUGCCAUUCCCCUUCUCUCAAAUAUUUAGACAAAAUGGCCAAAUUCUGCUCUUAGCUUCAUGUGCUUGGUUCCUUUUACUUCAGAGAGUGGGAUGUGACCUCUCAAGUGUGGAAUGUGUGACAAUACUGAUGGCUCUUCUGUUCCAGUGAUUUUGUUUUGCUGUGCAAGAGCACACACAAAUAUUUAAAAAACAUCAUUACCCAGGCUAAUUGGCAGCAUGUAGAGCAGCAUUUACAGUCCUAGACACCUUCUAGGUGAGUUGGUACUGGAUUUCAGAAGGUCACAUUCUUCCUGUUCAUAGCAAUAUUCCUUUUCUGAUGCUUCCAACACUGUAUUUAGAAGAACUCCCUAGUAAAAAAAAGUGCUUCUGGGUUCAAAACACAGAAGCCAGGAAUAUGGGAACAGAAGGUGCCAUCGUUAAUGCCAACACAACAGAGCCACUCUGGGGCUUUGCACACCCUGGGCUGAUCUCGUGUGGUCUCUGAGCUGCGGGGCUGCUCGUGGGGUGAGGGUGGCAAUCGGCACGUCCCGGGGCUGGCCUGGCACUGGAACUGUCUUUUCAAGGUUGAUUCUGAUCUGUGGAGCAAAGGAUAUUUUUGUGGAUGAGGAAGGAGUAAUGAACUGUACAGAAGUUAGAUCCGUAUAUUCUUAAAUAUACAAUCUAGUAUCUGAACCAAAAAAAAAAAAAAAGAUUUUUAAAGAGAGAAGACUGGAUCACUGCAAUGCAGUUCACGUUGAAUUUUCCAUUCCUGAUGGAUUUAAAGGUUUCUGCCAUGUGUAUAAAACUAAAUUACUUUUCGCUAGUGAGGGUAUUAGAAGAGUCCCUUUCCCACCCACCCACUUUUCUUUUGUCACCAGAGUGUCCUAAAACAAUGAGCUGAUGCAGCUACGUUCAUUUUGUUGAUGAUUCAGGGGGAUCCUGGAGCUUCUCAUCCAAGAUCCGGAAGGCAGCAACUUUAAACUCUACACAUGCUUUGGUUUGUGGCCUGAGCGUGUGGGAUUUGUGUUUGCACUCAAGUGGCAGAACCCCUUAUCUCUCCCCCCACCACCAUGAUUUUGCUCUGUUCAUCUCUAACCCUCCACCUUCCUGUUUUACUGAUAUUUAAACCAAUUACCCCUAAAUCUUCAUAACUAGUGAACUGCAAGCAGGGAAACUAACAAAUGUCCGUCCACCGUUUCUUAUGUGUUUUUGAUUUUUUUAUGUUUUAUUUUUUUAAAACUAAGCUUGAACCAAAGUCAAUUUCUAGCAAGCUGCUGUACUAAUGGACUAGUUUGUAUAAGUGCAGUUCAGAUGCAGAGAGGCGAUAGAUGCUACUGACAAUUUCUUUUUCAUUUGUCUUUUGUUUUUAUUAAUUUUAUAUAAAAGUUGCUGCUUGUUUUUAAUCUUUUUUUUUUUUUUUUUUUGGUUGGUAAUUUGUGUUAUCCUUGGGGCAGACUCUUAACUUGAUUUUGUUUUCUUUUAUUUGAUGUGUAAAUAGAAUGGCAAUGUCAGAGGAUUGUUAAUCCAAGAGGUCCCACCUUUAUCCCCCCAGUAUGGAUGAAUCUCAGUAUUUUUGAUGUGUCUCUACGUCUUCAGGCUGUGCAGGAGACUUUUAGGGCUAUGAAUAAUACUGCAAAAAUGGCAAUGGCCCGCAGUAAAAGCUUCAGAGCAGCAACAGAUACAGCUGGGUGAGCUUCAGGGAGGUAGGGAAAAGUAGAAGAGAAGAUGCUGGUACCCACUGUGCUGGUCUGGAGGCCACAGCACGGUCUAUAGUUUCUACCAAAGGAAUGCAAGUCCCUGGGACUUGUUUUGAGUGAAGUAAGAGGGUGGGGAAAGCUGCAGCUGUAGCGUUUGUUCCUGACUCCGAAAGUCCCUGCUUACUUUCACACCUGUGCAAAAGUACAGUUUAUCAGGAAGCUUUUUUUGUUAGAGGGGGGAGACCACCAGGCUUGUCUCCGAUGGAUCCCCUCCUCCCCAAGGGUUUUGGGGUGGGGUGGGGGGCAUGGUCCUGGCAGAUAUCUAGGAAACACAAAGAAAGGUGGGCCUUAAAUCAGUGGAAAAUCCUCUCUCCGCAGUUCCAAGAGACUGUGCCAUUAGCUGUCUGAAUGAGUUUUCAUGUCCCAUUCUUGCUGGUUUGUGGUUGGGAGAGGGUCUUGUUGAGUACAUAUCUGGAACACUAAUGCAGCUUGGAUGGUUUAUUUAUUAUAAAAAUCUGCUUUUUUUCCUGACUACCUUUGCAUUGGUCACAUGGCUUUGGUGUGAGCACCUUAUACCCCUUUACCCUCCUCUUCUCUACCCCAUCGCUCUGUCUGGGGCCCAGAUUCCAGGGAAUUCUUAGCAAGUUUUUUUCUGACAGAAACUGGAAACUCAGAGUAGCCACAUAUCCAAAAAAAGCUUGGUUUUGUUUGCAGAAGCUGACAUAAUACCCAAAGAGCACAUAUCCCAUGGCAUCCAUUGCCUGUGUGCUCUGAUUCAUUGUCCCCUAAAACAUCCCUAUGACUGACUGACUUGUUCCUGGAGCCUACUUUUCAUCCCUAUCAGUGUUUUUCCUCAUGGAUGCUGGCUACCUCCAGUGUUUAGGUGAAAGAAGGAAAUCAGACUGGCAGUGAGUGUACUUCUGCCAAGUUCAGAGAAUGAAAAGAAAGUGAGAUCAUGUACCAGAAUUCAGCAGAAGUCUCUUUUUUAAAUUAUCCUUGUGCUGGCAGCAGGAAUUGAUGCAUCUGAAAAGAAACUAUAACAAUUGUGUACAGACCCAGUAAAUACGAUCACAAGGAGUUUGGUGGUGUGUUGGAAAAGGAUAAUAGCAUCUCUUUUUCAGAGUUCCAUGUCUCUGUAUUUAAAGGUGAGAGGGUUGCUUUUCAUAGUUUGCAAGCAUGUCACAGGACCCAGGCAAGAAAAGAGAAGGUGAAAAACUCAUUGCAGGCAGGGUUAGUUCAAAAAGCAAGAGAUUUACAGAGACACAAACACAGAUAUGCCCAGAAGGUGAAAAAUAAUUUAGAGAAUGGCUUCAGGAGUUGGUCUUGUAGCUUGGUGAUGACAUUUUUUUCAGUUCUUAAGAAAAACAUGUUUAGCACGUUUUUGCUUUAGUACACUUGGUCUCCUCCGAACCCACUCUCCACAGUCACUGUGGAAGGAUUCACGAAUAGUCCAAAGAAAGUACACACAGGUGUGGCUGCUCACAAUAGCUACAUCUGCUUAAAUUUCCUACAGAGGAUUAAUUUUGUUUCUGAGAUACUGUAUGUGUUAGUCUAAGUACAUUUUUAUCGUGUCACUGUGAGGUGGUGUGGAUGUGCAUGUAGACAUUUCUUGGAACUGUGACCUAGUGUUCAAAUGCCACCUCUGUAAACCUCACACCAUGUGCUUUCACGUGUUUCCGCAGUUGAGUUAGUGAAGGACACAGGAGGAUUAAUUCCUUAACUCUCUGCACAUUCCUGUGAAGCAACGUUCCUUAAAACAGGAAUUCCCUCCUUUUUCUUGUUUUUUGUUGCAAAUGGAGCAGUACAGCCAUUACAGCUGGAGCCAUACCACAGAUACUAAACCAAAGCAACAUCUAAUUUACCUUAGAUAUCAAUUCAUAUUUUCUUAGAUAAAGAAAUAUAUAAAAGUACAAAAUGAUCUUAAAGAGACAAGUAGCUUCUCAUGGUCAUUCGAGUGUUUUAGGAGACAAAAUAAUGCAUCUGGUCCAAACUUUCAAUGACACUUGGUUUUAAACUGGAAGUUUAAAAUGUAGAUGUUUUUAUUGCCACGUUAACUUUAUGAAGAGUCACUAUUCCCUAUUGCUCUUUUGCCUAAAAUGGUUAAAUGCUGUUUCUCCAUGCCAUAUACCCCAGCAGGCCCUGUGUAUCCCUGGUGGAUGUUGCCUAGGGUGGAGUAUGACCAAAGGAAUAAGCUGGCCUGCUUCCCCCAUUGCAUUUAUGGUUGUCAGUUCUCACGCGGCCAACUCAAAUCCCUUUCUAUUUUUGCACCCAGUACAUCUGCCCUCUCCCUCCCAAAGUACUAUAGCAAUAGAGAAUUCAAGAUACCUACCUUGCACAAGUUCUACCCUUCCCACUCAUGAAAUCUCUUGCUGCUGCCUGUGAGUUUCUCUCUUCUUUCUGGAGGGGAGUCCCCUAAAAUACUUUAAAGAUACUUGAUAGAGGUUUCGUCAAAAAGUUGUUGCUUCCAAUUUGCAAUUUCUUCAGAUGUUCAUAUCUUUGUCUUCAUGAUCUGAACAGUACCUAGUUCCCUCUGUCACUGCAAGUAGUUUCAGUGCUUUUGGAACGAUGAAAAGCAAUUCCUCUAUUUCCGUAUCUUCACACAUGGACACAGAGUAACUCAUGGAAAAAAGCUUGAAUUUUUUUCAGCUUAUCUGUCUUCGUUUGAGCUGUCUGCCACUUCUCCCAAGUGGGGACAUGCUCUGAAUUUUUACUCCUAUGGGAUGCUUUUAGGAGGGCGUUAGGGAGACUGCACUGAAAUUACAAACAGUUUAACUGUGGGAGAAGAGACAUCUUUUACUCAAGUAGACAAAUAAGGUCAGCAUGUAGAACUUCUUUUCUGACCUAAUUCCUAAACAUGAAGCAGCUACUGAGCUUUGUCUCGGGGCUGCUUGUAGGUCCAUCAGUGAUGCCCUGCUAAGAACUGUCCAUAACUGGAAUAAUCUGGGUCCCCUUUCUCCCUCCCUCCCUCCCUCCCUCUGCCUCUCCCCCUCCUUGCUCCUUCCCCGUCUUCCCUCAGCGAAAGGUAGCACCAUACAGCUCUGAGAACAAUACUUGUGGGUAGCAGCUGGCUUCUGGCACCUUCAUAAAAUACCUCAGCAUAGCUUAGCAUUGUCGCAGAACUGGUUUUAAACUGAAAAAAUCAGAAGAGAAAAGCAAACUUUAUAAAUAGUGGAGAUAAUUCUAGCUGUAGAGUUUAGUUGAACUGAUGGUUUAUUAUGAUUGAUAAACAUGAUUAUGCUGUAUGUAUUUGAGAUCCUGUUUAUAGGUUACAACUUUAUAGGGUCGGGUGGGGGUGGGUGGAUGUUGGGGGCAGAGAAGGGGGUUUGACUGUGUUAGAAGGAAAAUGUUUGCUCAUAAAUUUUUUUCCUUGUAUCUGUCUUGCCAAAGGAAACAUUUUGUCGCUCCUGGGUUUGGGAUUGUUGUUUGGUUGGUUUAUCUGUGGUCUAAUCUGCAGCACAGCACGUGGUGGCAUGCAGGUUACUGGUGGGGUUGCUGUUCAGGGUCCUUUUGAGUGUGCGCACACUUCCCUCCCUCUUGGCCUUUCCUUGCCCCUCGCUGGGAUCUGAAGAUGAGGCAACACGUAUCCAGGAGGCUCGGGGGAGAGAUGGCUGUACUGGGCUGGAAUCGACCUCGGGGCUGUAAAUCCGUUUCAGUUGAGUUGAGUUGAGUUGCUCCAGAGCUGAACUGGGUCCGCUGUGUUUAACUCCAGGGAGGGACAAGAAUGGUUGUCGCAUCUUAAUCUAUCUGGGAGAGCAAAAGUGAAACAGGCUCCUUUUAUCCCCCUUGUCUUGUUACUGAAUGUAGGGCUUGUAGUGCUUGAUAAUAGGUGGAAAACUUUUUAAACACUUCCUUUUCUAAUAGCAAUGCUAAUCCUGUCUAGACCAAAAACUAUGAAAGAAAAAACCAAACUGAGAGAGGUGAAAGCUAACCUACUCCUAACACCUGGCUGGUCUGCCUGAAAGGGUUGAAAUACUGUGAGACGGUUGUGGGAGAGGAGCUUUGAGGUGUUGUUGGCGAGGGACCGGGUCGUUCUCCUGGCCGAUGUCUCGGUGUUGUGGUGGGAGUAGCAGAAGAGUGAGUGGUUCUUGCCUUGGGAGGGUGUUGCAGCCAGCUCCGUGUGGGCUCCAAGGCUCCCUUCCCGUUUCCCCUGCGGCUGCUGGAGCAGGGGAAGAGGGCAGGGGUGUGCGUGGGUGUGUGUGCGAGUGCGUGUGAGCACCAGCCGGCGCUGGCUGCGUGCGGGGAGCGAGAGCUGGGUUUCUAAAGGAGCUCGACUCCGCUGGGGACGGAGAAUUCCCAGUGGCCUCGUAGGGAACCAAAGGCACUGAUAAGUUGUCAGCUCUGCUGUUCUCAGAGCGGGUAAGAGGAAAAGCUGGGUGGGGGUUUUUUGAGCUUUGGGUCAGUGUCCCUUCCUCUAAGGACCUCAUCUCUUGCGGGUACUCCCACCUUUUCUGCAUGGAGUUGCUUUGGCUCUGUGAAGACAAACGGUGUCUGGGGUUUGCCCAGUGCUGCAGGUCUUAGGCUGAUGGUGGGAUACAGUCAGGGAAAACUGUUUCUUUCCUUCAAAUGUGGAAGCAGUGUAGUCCAAGGUCAGAGUCUGUUCAACAGCUUUUGCAUAUGGUCUUUCUCUUAAGGGAGGGACCUUGAAGACUCCUUUCUUUGCUCCCCAGAGUAGCCUUGUACAUGUUCAUGUAUCGUGCUAUUGGGCUGAGCUGUUUUAUCAGUGAACUUGGUGAGCUCUUGUGAAGAAAGGGAGGGAGGAAGGGGGAGAGCGGGUUGUCCAGCUACUCUUCCUCCGGACACCAAUUGGGUUGCAGAACUUCACUGAAAGCUUUACUAAUAGAAUUGUUGUUCUGACAUUAUGUAAAAGUGGUAUUAAUAUUGUGUGACUUUUCAAAGAGCUAGUUAGAUUUAUAGAUAGGUAAUAGGGAUAUUGAAGAAAUGACUUCUCAAAGAAAAGAGCACUUGGAACAAAAGAAGUGGAAAACAAGGUGUGCUUUAUGGAAAACAAAUCUGAGGAAGGAAAUGAAACAGCUUGUGGGAGGCGAGGGAAGAUGAUACCCUUUGGCGUUCCUUAGUGCUGCUGAGGCUCUGCCCCAGAACUGGAACAUUACCCCCUCUGCCUUAUUUCAUCUCUCUACCAAACAGGACAUUGUCAAGUAGCUCAGACCAAAAUGCUGAUCUGUCUUAAAACUGUGUCGGUCUGCUGGGGAGUAUUCUUCGGCAGAGCUUUACAUAAUACCGUAAGAUACUUAAUUUAUCACGUUAGCUUCCCCUUCCCUCCCAAAAUUGUCUUCUCUGUUGUAGGCCCCACUUCAGGAUUCACACUGCCUUUGCUGAAUUCUGUGGCAGCAGCUAUGGAAGCCCUGUUUCCUGAAUGUCGUAGCUUUGUGUGCGUUCCAAGCCGGCCUGUUGCGGUGCUAUGAAAACCUGAAAUUAUUUAACAGUAGGAAUCCCAAGACCUUAGGAAAUGGCGUGCCAAGGGGCAACUCGUGGAGACCGCACAACCCCCUUGAGAAACCAUACAGGAACAAGAGCACCCGUGACAGUGUCCUGAGAACAAGGCAGUUGAGACAAAACCUUUAGUUCUUCCCCCAUUGACUCUCCAUGUGUCGGCCUCUGUGACCCUGGUGCUCCCUGCGCCUGAGCGAGUCCGAGGGGAAAACGCAAUGAGAAAGACUUGGAGCUCAGGGCCGCUCCCCGCGAGUUCCCGGGGAGCCGGGCUGCGCCUCCCUGCAGAGCGGGGAAGGGAAGGCACCGCUGCGGGUGGCUCAGAGAGGGCUGGAGCAGCAGCGGCCCCGUGGGCACCUCGCGUGCCAGCGCUCCGUGCGAGGGCCCGGGCAGGAGCUCCUUCGUCCCCGCCAGUGCCGUUGUUCCAUUUCCUUCCUCUGUGGUAGUAUCUAAGGCUAGGUGUGAGUAGGUGUGGGGUGUUUAUCCGCCACAGGUACAGGAGCUGUCGUAUACCUCAUUUCUAACUCGUAACUGAGUAACUUGCUUUAACUUUCUCCAAACCCCACAGAGUUGCCAAGUCUGCCCUCCCUCCUUUGAUUAACACUGAACUCUGGCCUAUAGCACCCCGUGACCUGCAACCUGGGGAGUGACCCCCUAACGCCUCUGAAUGUCGCUGCUUAAAAGCUACUGCAAAGUGAGGGCAAAUUGCAAUCUUAUCUUAUUUCCUUUGGUUACAAGGGGUCCUCUUGAUUAGUCUGUGAAUAUCCACCCCCUCCCCUCCACUCUCCAAGGAAAAGGGCCGCCCACGCUGCCUUUUCCCACCCUGGAGCAGCGCUGAACUCCAGGGCCUGGAGGCACUCUCAGCCCACUGCUGUGUACAUGCUACUCACUUUUUAACAUGACCAAAAAAGCAAAAAAAGGAAAAAAAAAAGGAAUCUCCAAAUAUUUAAUUUUCUUCUUUAUUAUUUGACAAUCCUGUAUCCCUUCCCCACUCCCCCAACCUGGCCAGAAGCUGCAUCCUUAACCCGGUCCAUCUUUAUUUGAAUGUAGUUCCCCUACCCCCAUGGGAAAGAGAAGCUUUGUCAGGUCACGGUGGCUGCUAUAAGUCGGGAGGGGGCGGUUUCUUUGUUUUGUUUUGUUCUUUUAAAAUUUCCAGCCAAAACCAAAGAUUUCCUAAUGAUUGUAUAAACUCAAAACAAACAAACAAACCAAAGACAAAGGGCGUCUUCAGCACCAAGCCCACCUGUGAGGCCGGCCUGGCCUGGCCGGGCAAGGGUCACUGCCAGCCUGGGGGCCAGCCUGGGGCUCCAGAAGGUUCUGGGUGGAAACUCCCGGCUCCAGGGUGAAAUCUGGGGCACAGGUGCUGGGAGGGGAGGCCGGGGCUUCGCAGGUGGGUUGAGGAGCUGAAGACUUGGGUGCAGGAUUGGCUGCUCUGCUGGGUGCUUUAACCCUCUGGGGGCUGGGUGAUGUUGAUUAAUACACGCUGAGGUGCACUUCUGAGCUUCCCCCCCUUCACUGCUUGGAAGAGGCUGUCCUGUCGUGAGAAAUCCCUGAAAGAAGAAGAAGCAGCUUUUCAUUUCUCCUCUAGUUCCUUUUUUCUAGAUUUCUUUUAUUUUUGCAGCACCACUGUGCAACUAUGCAUUGUAUUUCUCAACCUUUUAUGCUAGGUAGAUGCCUGUGACUUUUUAACUUUUGGGGGGGGAUUGCAAAUGGAGGAACUUUUUACAUGGAUCUUUUUAAUCUCAGUUGAUUGGGGGGUGUUUGGUUCUAGGGUCAUACAAGCUCUAUCCCAAAGCAAAAUCCAAAUGUUAAUAUUAUUAGCCUGAUGCAGAUACCAAAGAUAAUUUCUUUCCUGCAGAACCUUAGACUUGUGUAUUAAGUACGAUUACCCAGCACUUGCAUUAGUCUAACCUCAGUAAUUCCAAAGCUUAGAUGUAUAUUUUGGUAUAUUUCUGGGAUAUUAAAAAAUUGUCGUUUAAAUUCUUGUUUGUUUCAGUGUAAUGCUCUUAAAGUCAUAGCAUGGAGAUAACUGAACUUGUCCUAUUCUUAGUAGUUUGAAAUAAUAGUAUUUUUGUAUGUUUUGGGUGUGUCAAUGUAUGUAUUAACAUAACGGUUUUCACUGCCUAGGUGUUCAUAAAUAAUAAUAAAAGAAAAACCAACUACAAAGGGUUUUUAAACUGUACAUAAUAUUCCGUGAGGAAUUUCCACCAGACCAAUUUGGAUCGCAUUUUCACUGAUGGCCGCUCCCAGCUGGGAUUCUUUCUUUCUUUUUAAAGAGACAGCAUGUUCUUUUUUUUCCCCCGCUGACCUGAGGUUCUUUCUCAGUGUAAAGGGGGUUUCACUGUUUUUAAGGGGUGGGCCAGAGAGGAAGUAGCCUAAAUUUUGUUUUUAAAAAAGUAUUUAGCAUGUUAGUUUGAAAACUACCCCUUUGUAUGAAGAAUUGGGAGUGGAAAACCAAGCCCUUUCUUCUAAAUCAGAUAAUAAUUUUCAAAGAAAUGAGGAUUUGUGAAUGUCUGUAGUGUCUGGGCAGUCCCUUUUUGCUUUUCUUCUAAAUAAGACAAGUUUUUGGUCCUAACAGUUUCACUGCUCUGUGCAACUGCCUGCUUACACUGGCUGGGAGGUUUUUUUUUCUCUUGCCCUUCCUCAUACACUGCAUUUAUACACUUGAGGUCAGCAGAACACUUGAAAUCAAGGGCCAUAUGGGAGUACCCUACCCAAACACAACCCAAGCUUUUCUUGAGAAUGAAAUGUGAGAGUCCCACACAUUUCAAAACCUUGCUGAUCACACUAAGGGUGAGGAGGAAGGCGAAAUGCUGUCUCUUUAAAGAUGUCCUUUAUUAUUAUAUUAUUAUUAUUAUUAUUAUUUUCCCAGUGGUUGCCUACAGAUAGCUGUAGGCAUUGAGAGAUUGUGUAGAUUACAGUAAAUCAGAAUGAAAAGGUAGAUUUUGUGUAGAUGCAUUUGUCUGCUGUAAUUUUUUAUAUAUAUUAAACUUACUGUAAUUGUACAGUUCAUUUCUGUUGUAAACAUCAUUAAACCAUUUUCCAAGUGUUUUAACAUGUA
Corvus hawaiiensis (hawaiian crow) is the source of this 12947-nucleotide messenger RNA. It is a transcript of the gene POU2F1, whose product is annotated as POU class 2 homeobox 1. Lineage: Eukaryota; Metazoa; Chordata; Aves; Passeriformes; Corvidae. Gene Ontology annotation, cellular component: nucleus. The transcript is spliced from 17 exons. Gene Ontology annotation, biological process: regulation of transcription by RNA polymerase II. The record is from RefSeq and is a predicted model, not a curated record. Gene Ontology annotation, molecular function: DNA-binding transcription factor activity, RNA polymerase II-specific; RNA polymerase II cis-regulatory region sequence-specific DNA binding. The coding region runs from base 15 to 2207 and encodes 730 amino acids.